AUGAACACCUCAAAUCAAGGGAUACCACUUCCAAAAAAACAUAAAGGUGAUGGCCAAGCAAAAGUAGACGCUAAACUUGGUCCUGUUAAAGUGGAUGGCUCAGCUGGCGGUGGUGUUAGUACUAGCGGUAUGUGUGCUUGGGGACCUUGGGCCGGUGGAUGUGGACUGAUGAAGAAUUAG
Ambispora leptoticha is the source of this 180-nucleotide messenger RNA. The record is from the annotation of a GenBank genome assembly. NCBI's taxonomy places the organism in Eukaryota, Fungi, Glomeromycota, Glomeromycetes, Archaeosporales, Ambisporaceae.